Messenger RNA from Bursaphelenchus xylophilus (pine wood nematode), 3881 nucleotides. NCBI's taxonomy places the organism in Eukaryota, Metazoa, Nematoda, Chromadorea, Rhabditida, Aphelenchoididae. The record is from the annotation of a GenBank genome assembly.
AUGGAUCCGAUUUGUCGAUUAAAUAAUGGGAUUUCCCUCAGCAAAAUUGCUGCUCUUGCUGCUCUUCCUUCACGCAGUAAUUGGACUUUGUAUUCUAUGGAAGAAACAAGGGAAGUUGGGGUAAGUAGCUGUGGUUCCGUCAGGUUAAUUGGGAGGCCGAAGAAGUUUUCAAUCCUUUUUUGAAUAACAGAUUUGUAGGCGGAGCCGGAUAGGCUGAUUAUGUGAAUUUUGUACGGCCGGAAGGUUGUAUACCAACGGAAAAAAGAGAGGUUACAAGGUACUUGGAUAUGGAAUACAAAAAGCUUUUUUUUUAUUUUUUGAGCACUACAAGGGGGAUAUUGGAUACCACAACAACCUACAAAUUAACUAGCCUACCUUAGUUUUACUAUAUUUUUUGCAACAGCGCAAGCCCACCUUUCCCGGACCGACCACCAAUACAAAUGACUCUUUGGCGACCUCAACUGUCGAUGACCCAGGCUACACAUCGGAUUCCAAAGAACGGCAGAGUGGGCGGCAUCCGCAACAGUUCGUGCUACGGUAGGCCCUUCGAAAACACGCAUGGGCUGUUGUGGUUUAAUGGACUUCCCGCAGGGCAUGCAAAAACAUUGGAUUUGCUAAUUUUACCCACUCUUUUUUCUCGGAAAAGGAACAAUCGGCGACGAAACGGACAUGAACUACAUUAAGGUUGCAACAAUCUGACAUGCAAAAAGGUGGAGUUAGAUGGAAACUAUGCCGAUGAAUAGGCUUUAUUAGGGAUGCACUCGGAUCCGGAAACAGUUUCAAAGACAGUUUCAACCAGUAGAUGUGUUGGGUGCAGUAGGCGGCCCAAGAAAGCCGGAAAAGGUCAGCAUGCCUUCGCAUCGUCAACUCGACUUUGGAGGCUUUAAUUAAGAUGUUUAUUCCAAAACUCUUUGGUUGACAUCGCUCUCUGCAGUAUCUGUUAUAAAUCAUUAUUCGUUUAUUCGUUUUAGAAUGUGGCUGAAGGCAGUGCGACUAGUGUUAUGUAUGAUCUACUAUGUUCAAGUUGCACGAGGAAUCCGGCAAGAAUCCGAACUAAAUUUGGACUUUGAGCUGCACAAAGAGCCCGGCGAAAAGUAUUAUAGAGCCGAUAUAAAAGACGAUGACGUUGUGGAUAUGUAUCAAAAAUGGGUGGAUACGGGCCUCAGCUCGUUGAUGUCUGCAGUCGCUAACCAUAAGUAAGUGAGAGCAAAAAAAACAGGGUAAAACAGAGUAUUUGACAAACGAAUUUCCAAAUCAAAUAUAAAUUUCAUUUUUCAGACUAAAACGUCAACGAAGAUCGGUGAUUCAGAAGUACGGUGAGUGCUCAUCAAGCGCUACCGACAUUCCAAAGCACGCGAAAUGCCUAACCAAACUGCUGAAGAAUGAAAUUAAGGCAGAAGUGAAGCCUCGGCAUUUCAAUAGACUCCAGAGGUAUCAACAGGAAGUUGAGGGGUUUAAGACACUUCAAACUGAUGAAGAAUUAAAGCGCACAAGUCGCCGGCUUCAGAAGUAUAGGAAAGAAGAUGCAGGUCGCAAAACAGUUUACUCAGUUGAUGAGGCAAGCUUGCAGAAGACAAAAGAAAGGUCCAGAAGAUCGGCAAAGGUUGUAGCUUCGGAAUCAUACAACCUAAAGACCAAUAAAGAGAAUAUAACUCCUUUCGGGCAUAUUGCCAAGAUUUUGAUGGAAUCUGUGAAGAAGAUCAAAGGCAAAUCGGAUAUCCCGCGAUGGCAAAGCACAGUGGAGAAGCUGAGGGCAAAUGGAGCGAAGAGGAAGAAGUACAAGGAACUGAUUGAAAACGAUAGUGAAGAGAACCUGCAGAGUAUGAAUCUAGGCCUAUACAAAGAAAAAAUGGUCAAGAAAAAUCCAGCCUCUGACGUGGAUCUAGAGAAACUGCUGAAAGAUCCAGAGGAAUUGAAGAAGUUCAUCAAGAAGAAAAAAAUUCCAAAAACAAAAGAGGAAAAAGUCGUGGACAUGAUUAGAAGUGGGCUGAAGCUGAUGUACAACCUGGCUGGAAAGAACACCACGAAUUUUGAGGAGAGAAAUAUGAAGCUGGUCUCACCAAGAUUUUUGGGAGUUGUGCCGGAGGAAAAGAAGGAUGAUGAGGUAAUAAAUUUACACUGGAUUUCAUUAUCGUUUCGAAAUUGAGUUUCCUAACUACAGUAAGGGACCUGAACCAGUAGCAAAAAACGUACCAUUUUGCAUCCGGGGAGUAUCAAAAAUGUGGCAAAAUGCCUCCCUCUCCAAGAGGAAAAACUUUGCUUUGAAGGCCCUUUCCCUCACAAAAAGAGCAGGCGGGCUUUUGAAAUCGAAGUUUUUUCACUUGGAGAGGGAAGCAUUUUGCCACAUUUUGAUGCUUUCCGGAUGCAAGAUGGUAGGUUUUUGGCCAAUGGAUCAGGUCCGCUACUAUAAUUUAUUGAUGACAAGUGUGUUUUCAGUGAUAUAAACUAUCGGAAAACCCUUGAAAAAUAAGACUUCAAACUAGAAUAGAGACAGGGCAAAAAUAUAUAAACAAUACAGGGCAAAAAUAUAUACAAGUUUUCUCUGUGCCUUAAGUAAUUUUUAUCCUUGCUCUAUGAUCUCGAAAGUGGCGUCCAGUAGUACUUUUCAAGAGCUUUCCAACCGUGUAUAGCACUUGCCAUUUGGCUUCGCUCAGUUUGUACAUUUCAUAGUAAGUUUCAAAAAACAAAUUUCAGAUCAAUCUCAUCUCCCCUUCACUCUUCUCCCUUCACGAUGAAGGUGAAGGAAUUGAAAAUCUGACCAGUCUUCCAACACUCCUCAAGAGCUUCACCAGCCAAGAUCAACAACUCUGGCUGGAUAUUAUUAUGGAAGCUGCCGGUGUGAACGAACAAAGCGAGAAGUUAGAGCAGGAUCUUUAUGACAUGGAGAUCAAUAAAACCCGAUCCUCAAUGACAAAUAUCACAAAUCUCGUUGAUGAAAAUGGCACACCGUUGUACGCAACCAAGGAUAAUGCAACGGAAUUGGGAGCCUCUCCGGAGUACAUUGCGUUUUUCGAGCAGUUGCAAACAAACUACACCAAAGAGCAGGUAGUAGUUUGUUUAUAAAUUCAAAGUCUUUUCAGCUACGCGAAAUGAACACUACCGGCUAUACAAUUCUCAAAAAGAAUCAAAUCCAAAUGCUCUAUGGUCCGCAAUCUCCGCAUGCUGAUGAUGCAGUCUACAAUCGCCUCAUGAAUAUGACCGAAAAAGAGAUCCACGACCAUUUGCAAAAGGACUUUGACAUGAUAGCCGAAAUGGACAACUUUCAAAUCGACCAAAGUCGAUUCGAGCGGUCUCAGCACGUCUCUCAUUCCAGACGAAAGAAGCGACUUUUACCCGGAGUAAUCUUAUCACCUGUCAGUUUCGCGCCGUUGAUUGCGAAUCCUCUAGCGGCUUCGCAGCCAUUCGUCCUGUCGCCCAUUAUUUUCACGCCUCUAAUCUUGUCCCCAUCCGUUUUCGGGCCAAUCGUCCUAUCGCCUUGGAUUUUCACUCCGUUAAUUUUGUCGCCUCGUAUUUUGGGAGUAAUUGUCUUAUCGCCAUUCAUGUUCAAUCCGCUUAUUCUAUCGCCAUUUGCUUUGAUUCCGGCAGUCCUGUCACCGGGUCUUUUCACCCCCGUAGUCUUGUCGCCCCUCUUGAUGGUCCCAUUCGUUAUGUCGCCUCAAGUUUUUACCCCAAUUAUUUUAUCGCCUCUAUGUUUAUCGCCAAUUAUUCUCAAUCCAAUGGUGGGAUCUCCUCUUAUCUUGUCGCCUUUUGUGUUAUCGCCUAUUAUUGCUUCGCCUAUGGCGCUAAGUGCCCUUGUUCUGAGUCCCUACGCUUUGUCGCCGGUUAUCUGGUCUCCCUUGAUCGCCUUUGCGGCCGUUCUCUCUCCCUCAUGGCUCAGCUGA